CUGCUCUCUCGCCCUCUCAUAUCAGACGUGACGACACUGAGUCCAGACAAGGGUGACCACCCCUCCUCUCUCCCCUUCUCUCCCCGCUCGCGCGCGCGCGCGCUCUCUCUCUCUCUUUCCUUCUCUUCCCUCAUCUUCGAUUGGAAGCGGAAAUUGGUCGUUUCGAGCCUAUGCCCUUCUCAACCCCGCUUUCGCCGAUCGUUGUCGCCCUGGGAAAUCUUCUUGCCCUCCGAUUCAGGCAGCUCCUCCUCUUCUCACCUUCUUAGCCCUAAAUCUUUCGGGUUCUGAGACAAGAAUCACUUUUCGUAUUUGAACCCUUAUUCCGAGAAUCCAUGCCCUUGUUCCUGGAUUCUAUGGUAUCCGGGUAUAACUCUCUAGAUUUCUGUGUUGAUCUCUCUUUGUGAGAGUAUUAUGGUUGUGUGUUGUUUAACAGGUUUCUGAUGAUUAAUUGGUGAUUAUAUUUCGUGCUAUCUGUGGAUGGUUUUUAGGUGUAACUUUUGAAUAGCGCGCUGUACAUAACUCUAGGCUUUGGCAAGAAGGGGUUGCUUGGUUUGGGUUUUUUUUUUAAGUGGGCAUUGUUGAGUCUCUGGAGUUGAAUGCAGUGGUAGGAGCAUCAAGGUAUUAUUUUUGAGGUUGUUUGAUUUGUUUGGGGAAAUUGAGCUACUUGGAGCUUCGGCAACCACCUAGAAAGUGGUUGUGCCUUUCUGGUUCGUAAGUUUUUUUGUGCAUUUUGUCAUUGGGAAUGAGUCUGGAGAAUGAGGAGCAGUUGAUGCUAGAAUCUCCCCGUGAAAGUAAGCCCGAAUCUCGAAAGCGGUCAAAAAUUUCCUACACCAAAGAUUUUCUUUUGUCGCUCAGCAACUUGGAUAUUUGCAAGAAGUUGCCCAGUGGAUUUGAUGCUUCGAUUCUGAGUGAACUAGAAGAUGCUUCUAAUAGCAUAUUUGAGCGGCAAAGAGGUCUAGGAGGCUUACCUUUGCAGGGUUCAAAGCGCAAUGACUAUGCUUCACUACCAUUAAAUAGGUGGGAUGGUUCAGGUAGUUAUUCUCGAGGAAGCUUGGGAAGGUGGGACACCCGUUCUUUCGGUUCAAGUGAUAGAGAUGGAGACUUUCAGUCAGACCGUGAAUUGUUUAUGCAAGAUUCUGGUAGGCGGCUUGGAAACCAAUCUCGACGUUUCUGGCAACAUCCAGAGCAUGAUGGACUUUUGGGAAGUGGUGCUUUUCCAAGACCCUCCGGAUAUAUUGGAGCCUCAGAACCAAAGGAUCGGGGAGGUAGUCAGUAUCAGCUCAAUAAGAGUUCUGAACCUUAUCAGCCCCCACGACCAUAUAAGGCUAUGCCUUUUCCACAAAAAGGCAGCAAGGAUUUCUGUAAUGAUGAAACAUUUGGUUCUGCUGAAUGCUCAAGUCAGGAAAGAGCAGAGGAGGAAAGAAAGAGAAGAUCAUCCUUUGAGUUAAUGAGGAAGGAGCGACAGAAAGCACUACAAGAGAAGCAGAAGCAUUAUAAUAGCAAAGAAAAGCUUGAUGCUGAUAUUGUUGCACUAUUAGAGAGUUCUGUUGAUAAACAAGAUAUGAUGAAUGGAAAUGACAAGUCAGAUGACUCUUUGACAUCUUCCCUUUUCUGGCAUGAUUCUUCUAGGUCUUCUUUCCUUCCUCAAGCUCCUGCAUCUAGGCCACUUGUACCUCCUGGUUUUGCAAAUGCACUAGUUGAGAAGAGUCAAUCUGUGCAGUCUUCAAGCACUUCCCUUGAAUCCGAGGCUAGAAGUGCUGUUGUGGAGGAUAAGAUUCCUCUAGAUGGCAUGGAUAAAGAUCAAGAGAAAAGAAAUCAAUCAGCUGCAUGUAUAAAUGCCAAUGUGCAGAAAAGUGGCUCCAUGAGCACUUUUGUUUUCUUUGUAAAUGAAUGUUCAUCAACAAAAGCAGAAGUUGUUAAACCUUCGAUUGGUUUUGAAAAUGUGGCCACUAUGACAUCUGGUCUUCAGAAAGUCAGUGAAGUUUGGGAAGAUGAUAUAGUGAAUGAUUUUUCCAACAAAAAAGAGACAAAGUCUGAGAUUGUGGAUACAGUGGGUCAGGAUCAUUCUACAUCAAUUCUGGGAAAGUUGUUUGGCAGUGCUCUGGCAAAAACUUAUGAAAGUUCACCUUCUUAUGUUGAGAAUCAGGGUCUCAAAACAGAUGGGGAAACAUGGAGCCCUGCAGUAUCUGAAUCUUCUAAGUUUGCUCGUUGGUUUCUUGAAGAAGGAAAAAAUCCUGUGGAAAAUUUCUCAUCCAGGGACUUGUUCCCUUUAAUUGUCAGUGAUGAGAAAGUAGGUUUGCGAACAGCUGCAAUUUCUAAUGACAAAGCUGCAGGGCAUAUCCCACGAAGCUUAGCUUUUGAGAAUAAUGAUAAUGCAUCCAUUACAUCUCCUGCAACUUCCUCUAUAGCUGGGAUAUCUGAGCAGUAUCAUCAAGGUGAUAAGCCCGAUUCAAGUGCUGUUGUGCUUACAUGUGAGGACCUCGAGCAGUCCAUCUUGGGUGAGGUUAAAGAUAGCAGUUUAACUUUACGGCAUUCUGUACAGGGAGCUUGGACUAUAUUAGAUGGUAAAUCUGAAGAUCAGAGAACUAAUGUGGAUGAUCAUGCAUCCCAACAUCUUCUUUCUUUGUUGCAGAAGGGAACAAAGAACCAUGGAACGGCAUCUCCUAUGUUAGGUGUGGAAUCCUAUGAUAGAAUCAUCAUCUCAGAUGUGAAAACUGAUCUCAAUCUUGGGGGUGUUGAGAAUUCUACUGCAAGCUAUUCUGAAAGAGUCCCCGGUUCUGAGAAUGCUUUGACGCUAGAAGUAUUAUUUGGGGCAGCAUUUAUGAAUGAGCUCCAUUCUGUGGAAGCCGCAGUCUCAGUUAAUAAAGGUUCAGCUGGAGGGAUUAAUGACAGCAAUGCUCCUCUGUCACAUGGAUUACCAGUUUCUCAUACAGAUGUUUUCUUCUCUUCUAGUUCAGGUGAGUAUCAAUCCAGCAAGACCAUUCAUGAAGGAAACAUGGUAACUUUAAACCAUAUUCAGGAAGCAAGAGGCUGCAAUAUUCUGGGGCCUGGGGUAGAUCACAGAGAUUCACCUAUUGAGGGUUCAGUUCUUGGCAGUGCUGGUGCUGAAGAGGGAGCUCUGGAGAUUCACCUGCCAGAAGAGGACAGUUUGAUCACAGUGAGUGACUCUUUGGACACUAUAACAUCUGACGCUUUGCCCCUUGUGAAUGCAAAUAAAACAGAGGAGCUCUUACGUGAAAAGACUGUGGAAGAACUCAAUGAUAAAUUGCUUAAUGUUAUUCCCAGAGAUGCGGAGCGCAUUCAAACACUGAGUCUCGAUGGUCUGCCUUAUUCACAUGGCCACUUUGGUGUGGUUGAUUCUGAUAAUCUUUAUCAUAAUUUACAGGAAAGGCCAUCUUUGCAGUCACCUCAUCUGAUGAAUCAGACAAGGCCUUUAUUCCAGCAAUUGGAUCAACUUGCUAAUAGGAAUCAACAGAUGGAGUUCAUGGGUCCUGAAGGCAUCCAUCAUGAUCUGCAGCAUCCUUUCCAUGCUAACAUUAUUCCUCAUCAUGCUUUCAAGAAUGCUAGUGAUCCACGGUUUGAUCCUGCUGCUCAUCAUCUGAUGUUACAGCACAUGUCACUUCCAGGGAAUUUCCCACCACAAUACCCAUUUCAGGGGUUUCCUAGAGGUUUACCACUAUCUCAUCCCAUCAAUCACAUGCCAGGUUAUUUACCUGAGAUGGGCAAUGUACAUAAUUUUCCAAUGCCCCACCACCAGCCAAAUGAUGGUGGCCUGGGAAUGGGAAUGCCAGGACGUGUUGUUGGGGUUGGUAUGGGUGGUCACCCAGGGGCACUUGAAAGGCUGAUUGAAAUGGAAAUGAGAGCUAAUGCAAAGCAGAUCCACCCGGCAGCAGUUGGUCAUACUCCAGGUAUUUGUAGUCCUGAUAUCGACAUGAACUUCAGGUAUAGAUGACUAUGGAAAAGCUCCAAGUCAUGUUAAUCUCAGAAGGCUGUGGAACUCCUUGUUUCUACGGAUGUGGGGUGAAUUUGUUUACCCUCCCAGCUGGUGUAAUCUGUAAUGUAGGAUAUAAUUUCAAAUAGCUUCUGGAUGAGGUCUGGGUUUGUUCUCAUCUCCUAUUCCCAAAACAAACAGGAAAAUGAAAAAUCAAUGGUUUGUGUGAGAGAAGGAUAGGAGGGAUAUGAUGGCGAUGCAUCUGAGACGGAAUCCCCAUGUAUAUACCAAUCAAGAGUUUUUCAGUGUGGAUAGCUUAUUAUAAUGCAGUUCUAAAAGCUAGUCUCAGCAUAUAUACUUCGUAUACAGGGGAAGGUCUUUUUAAAUGUUUGAGAGAAGAUAUGGCUGGGUUUGUAUGAACAUUGAUGCUAUGCUAAAACCCUUUUGGAAAUCUGGUCUCUGUUAAUUUUGUAUUUCAUGUUUC
Molecule: messenger RNA, 4415 nt
Organism: Elaeis guineensis (African oil palm)
Lineage: Eukaryota; Viridiplantae; Streptophyta; Magnoliopsida; Arecales; Arecaceae
Source: RefSeq, a predicted model, not a curated record